Messenger RNA from Macrosiphum euphorbiae (potato aphid), 267 nucleotides. NCBI's taxonomy places the organism in Eukaryota, Metazoa, Arthropoda, Insecta, Hemiptera, Aphididae. The record is from the annotation of a GenBank genome assembly.
AUGGCCCGGCUGGCCGCGUCCAGCUCGUCCAGCAGCCGCUUCCAGGCGCCGGCCAUCAGACUGCUGCCGGGCGCCGCGUCAACCGCACCACCACCCGCGCCAGAACCGCCACCGCACUUGAAGCCAAGAGCGCACACGGCGCUCAGUGAUGCGGCGUACUCGCGGUCGCACUUGAGCUUGCUGGUCACGCAUCGGCGCAUCACCUCCAGCAUGCGAAUCUCGGCCUCCUGCCGGCCCACCAGGGCCUCGUACUCGGGUUUGCCCUGA